This is a messenger RNA of Plasmopara halstedii, 159 nucleotides long. RefSeq lists its product as uncharacterized. Bases 1 to 159 code for a protein of 52 amino acids. The transcript is spliced from 2 exons. NCBI's taxonomy places the organism in Eukaryota, Oomycota, Peronosporomycetes, Peronosporales, Peronosporaceae. The record is from RefSeq and is a predicted model, not a curated record.
AUGUUAGAGGCCAAAGUUGAGCACAGUAGUCAAUGUACUUCUGAUAGAUUCGGGACGAUAGAGUGUAUCGGCGAGGCGGGAGAGGCGAAACAUGUGAGUUUUUGUUUGAGUAUACCGAAAAGUAUGGCUACUGAUGACAUGGAGCUUCAAAUGCAGUAG